This is a messenger RNA of Fusarium poae, 813 nucleotides long. RefSeq lists its product as uncharacterized. Gene Ontology annotation, biological process: regulation of transcription by RNA polymerase II. Gene Ontology annotation, molecular function: DNA-binding transcription factor activity, RNA polymerase II-specific; RNA polymerase II cis-regulatory region sequence-specific DNA binding. Bases 1 to 813 code for a protein of 270 amino acids. The transcript has a single exon. Lineage: Eukaryota; Fungi; Ascomycota; Sordariomycetes; Hypocreales; Nectriaceae. The record is from RefSeq and is a predicted model, not a curated record.
AUGAACUCCCUUCCGACCAUGGGAGGGGUGACAAUGCUCGACGGCUACACCCCAGACGAUGCUAUUGGAGAUGAUCUCACCGUAUACGGGGCGGCCGUCCCGCCCUACCCACAAUGGGAGCUCUCGGAGUCUAUGAACCCGCCAGCCUUCCUGACCGCUUUCCAGAAUGAAGUCGACAUCACUACCUUAUCCAGACAAGACUCCCUUUCCCAAGACCAAUUCUUAUUCUACGGGGAAUCUAGUUCGGGAGACCGUUGGGUUGAUACAUACUCCACCGUCAAGAACCAGACUCUAUCACCCGAACACCUGGUAACGGUCAUUGACAAACCACCCUCAAACUUGACUCCUUCGAUGCAGUUGUCGCAAGAGUCACUCAAAAAGCCCGAACGAAAGAGUAAGAAGCAGCUCAGUCAACGUGUAGCUCCAAAAUCUGCUAGACGCAAUGCCAGAGGAGACAAUAACACGGAUGAUCAGAGGAGGAAAGGGAUUGUUGCCGACGUAAAUGGGAUCAACGUCGGCAAAGGCGCGACUAGUCGCAAACACGCGGAACAUAAGCGAGUGCGAGAGAGAAAUCGCAUCGCUGCCAAUAGAUUUCGCGCGAGAAAGAAGGAGGAUCUGACAAAACUCCAGUGCGACGAACAAGCUAUGGAGCAACGUCAUAUGAUGCUAACUAGCUGCGUGAAUGAUUUAAAAGAUGAGAUUUUAUAUCUCAAGACGCAACUGUUACAGCACAAGAGUUGCAGCUGCACCCUAAUACAUCAUCACAUUGAGAAAGAAGCACAGCGUUAUACUGACGCGCUGGGUCUGAGGUGA